Molecule: messenger RNA, 2534 nt
Organism: Gallus gallus (chicken)
Lineage: Eukaryota; Metazoa; Chordata; Aves; Galliformes; Phasianidae
Gene: MINDY1
Product: family with sequence similarity 63 member A
Exons: 10
Coding region: 879-2267 (462 amino acids)
Biological process (GO): protein K48-linked deubiquitination
Cellular component (GO): cell periphery; cytosol
Molecular function (GO): cysteine-type carboxypeptidase activity; K48-linked deubiquitinase activity; cysteine-type deubiquitinase activity
Source: RefSeq, a predicted model, not a curated record
GCCCCGAGUCCGCCCUCCCGGCGUAGGCCUGGCGGCGUGCGGGCCGCGCCUCCGCGCUGAGGGGAAGGAGGGGGAAAAAGGGGGAAAAGGCGAAAAAACGGCGGUGAGGACAGGCCGUGGGAGGAACAUCGGCAUGGGCAGAGCUGCAGGUGGAGAGACCCGAACUGCGCCAGCACCAGGACGGAGCAGCCCUGCUCUGUUUGUGUAACUGCAGGCUUUGGCUGUGGUGAUCAUCCCACGGGGCCGGUGGCAGAUAAACACCUUCAAGGACACCUUUGUCCAACCGGCCGUUGUUCCACAGCUCUGGGCUGGGCUGGCAGCAGAAUAAGGGAGCUGAGCGAGCACCUCAACCCUCAGCUCGGCUCUGGCAACUCUCACACCCCUCACUCCUUGCUGAGAGGGCGCACAGAGCGCACAGAGCACACCCCGCUGUGCCCUUUCUUGGAGCUGCCAUCAGCUGGAAUGUGGAUCCACGCACACAGGCGGAGCGGGGAGAGCAGCGCCUGUCAUCCACAGCGAGCGGCCGAGCGGAGCUGCAGGUGGCUGUGAGGACAUCCCAGUGCCCAGCACUGCCCUCCAGCAGCGCCCCGCGGGCAGAGCAUCCCCUGGAGGGGCCUUUUAGAUUUGCUGUGUGGGUUGGCGCCUCAGAUUGGUGCUCUUUGGAUUGUUUCAGUUACUUUGAAGCGACAGGCAGUGCCCGCUGAGGGAGUUGGGCUCCUGCAUGCGUUGUUUGUGGAGUGUCUGAACUUUGCAUCCUAAGGAAGCGGAGGUUGGGACCACAGCAGGACAGAACUGUGUGCUCUGUUGCGGAGGGUCCGUCCCAGCGGGGGAUCCUCGGGACCACGCAGCGCUGCUGACGGAUGCUCUGAGCUGCCGGGAUGGAGCUGCAGUCUGAGCUGGGGGCGAUGCUCACCACCACGGGGGACGAUGCCCAAUGCUCAGAGAGCAGCCCUGAGCCCUGCCAGCUGCCACAGGACACGGGGGGGUCCGAAGAAGGGGGGGAUGUUCCAUCUGCCAGCCAACGCAGCCCGGAGCUGCAGCCGGCGGUGGAGGAGGAGGUGCCCCAUCCCAGCACCACGGAGGAUCCCGCUGAGCACCAGGAGAGCAGAAGCCGAGGUGCCCAGGAGGAGCUGCCCACCCCCGGGGAGAGCGAUGCAUCCCCAGGGGGAGCCCCGCAGGCCGCAGCUGAGCCCCCCAGCGCCCGCUCCCCCACCCGUGAGCCUGAGCCCGAUUUCUACUGCGUGAAGUGGAUCACGUGGAAGGGAGAGCGGACGCCCAUCAUCACCCAGAGUGAGAACGGGCCCUGCCCGCUGCUGGCCAUCAUGAACAUCCUCUUCUUGCAGUGGAAGGUGAAGCUGCCCCCGCAGAAGGAGGUGGUGACGUCGGAUGAGCUGAUGGCACAUCUGGGGGACUGCAUCCUGUCCAUCAAACCCCACGAGAAGUCGGAGGGGCUGCAGCUGAACUUCCAGCAGAACGUCAAUGACACCAUGAUGGUGCUGCCCAAGCUCUCGACGGGUCUGGAUGUGAACGUUCGCUUCACGGGCGUCUCCGACUUCGAGUACACCCCGGAGUGCAUCGUCUUCGACCUCCUCAACGUCCCGCUGUACCACGGCUGGUUGGUGGACCCGCAGAGCCCCGAGGUGGUGCGAGCCGUGGGCAAACUGAGCUACAACCAACUGGUGGAGAAGAUCAUCACCUGCAAACACUCCGGCGACCCCAACCUGGUGACCGAAGGGCUGAUUGCUGAGCAGUUCCUGGAGUCCACGGCCUCCCAGCUCACGUACCACGGGCUGUGCGAGCUGACGGCCGCCGUGAAGGAGGAGGAGCUGAGCGUCUUCUUCCGCAACAACCACUUCAGCACUAUGAUAAAGCACAAGGGCCACCUGUACUUGCUGGUGACGGACCAGGGCUUCCUGCAGGAGGAGCGCGUGGUGUGGGAGAGCCUUCACAACGUGGACGGCGACAGCUGCUUCUGCGACACGCAGUUCCACCUCAGCCAUGCCCUGGGCAAAGAGGCGGCCGCGCCGGAGCAGAGCCAGCUGGACCAGGACUACAUGAUGGCCCUAUCCCUGCAGCAGCAGCAGGGCCAGGGCCCCUCAGCACUCAGCGACCUGGAGCUGGCACGGCAGCUGCAGCAGGAGGAGUACCAGCAGCAGCAGCAGCGGCCCCCCCCGGCCCCCCCGCAGGGCCGAGCACAGCAGGGCGGCCGCCCGACACCGGAGCGGAGACAGCGGCACAAACAGAACUCGGACUGCACCCUCCUGUAGCCGACCCCCCCGGGACCCCCCCAUCCUGCAGGGACCCUCUGCAGGUCCUGGGGACGAUGUGGUGUGAGAUGUGGGGGUGGGGGGGGCCCUCCUUGCACAGUGCUGGGACCCUCCCUGUUUUUCCAGUGGCCUUAACGUGGGGGUGAGGAACCCGUGGGAGCAGAGUUCCCACCCCUACCACCCCACUAUGGACCCUCAGGAGGGGGGGGAGAUGUGUGCCCCCUCCCACAACAUUGCCUUAGCCAAUAAAGGACUUUGCCCAUUGCA